GCCGUAGCGGAGGAGACCGCCCCCCAGUGUCAAAACCCCGGCUGUGCCGAGAACCAGAGGGCCAUCAAGGUCUGUCACCACGCCAAAUGUGAGCAGCUCAACCACCACGGCCCUCUGCACUUGUGUGAGGAGUGUGACGGGCAGAUCCACAGGGCGAUGCACUUUGACCGACAUAUCCGCUUCGACCUUCCACCUCCAGGGUCUAUCCUGGCACGUAACGUCUCCACCCGGUCCUGCCCGCCACGCACUAGCCCGGCCUCCGAUGUGGAAGAGGAUGGCGAGCCAUUGAUUGACGGGAGAGGAGAAAAACGAAAUUUAGUUCGGAAGCCCAAGAAAGGAACAAGGCGGCACACGGACGAUCCCAGCAGGGAAUAUUUCACUCUGAAAUUUGAUUUGAACGUGGACGUCGAAACGGAGAUCGCCCCAGCAAUGAAGAAGAAAUCUUUAGGGGAGGUUUUGUUUCCGGUCUUCGAACGGAAAGGCAUCGACCUGUCGAAAGUAAACAUUUACCUGGACCAGUCUAACACUCCGCUCUCGCUCAACUUCGAAGCCUAUCACUUCGGAGGACAUUACCUGCGGGUGAAAGCCAAACCAGGGAACGAUCUCAAGGUGGAAGACGGGGUGAAGGACAGCAAAUCUUUGAGUUUGCCCAUCCUGCGCCCAGCGGGCAUCAGCCCCUCCUUCCUUGCCACCCCGUCUUUGGAUCGGCUGGAGCAAAUCUCCCUUCGCCGCGAGAGCACAGAUGUUGGGGUCCCUGGACGGCAAAGGAAGAACAUGAAUGAAUUUCUGGGCGAUGCCAGGAUCCCAAAUCCGGACCUUUUGCCGCCUGCGGCCCCCUCGCCGGUCCCCAACGGGCCGGACACGCGGAAGAACCGGGGGGCCAGCCGCUUCAGCGGCUUCUUUGGGUCAGGCAACAGCGGAAGCUCAUUCUCCAGGGAACUGGACAAGACGGAGCAGCUGGAGAGCAAACUGAAGUCCUACAGCCUCUUUGGCUUCCCCCGGCUGCCCGACCAGCUGCGCUUCGACCAGGAUUCCUGGGAGGACGGAGAGGAGGAAGACGAGGCCGGCCUUCGGAUGGAGGACAGCUGGCAGCAGAUCAUCCAGGGCACCGAGGCCUUGACGCGACGCCAGUGUCACCAGCAGGAAGCCAUUUGGGAGCUGCUACACACCGAAGCGUCUUACAUCAAGAAACUCAAAGUCAUCACGGAUCUCUUCCUGUGCUGUCUUUUAAAUUUGCAGGAUUCGGGUCUCCUGUGCGAGGUGGAAGCUGAACGUCUUUUCAGCAACAUUCAAGAAAUAAUCCGGGUUCAUCGCUCCCUCUGGAGGACGGUCAUGGCCCCCAUUUUGGAGAAGGCCCGGGCGAGCCAAAAGUUGCUGGACCCCACCGAUUUGUCCGAGGGGUUUAAGACGUUCGGCUCCCACUUCCAGCCUUACCUCCGUUACUGUAUGGAAGAGGAAGCCUGCAUGGAAUACAUGCGGAAUUUGCUGCGACAAAACGAACUCUUUCGCCUGUACGUGACGUGGGCUGAGAAACACAAGCAAUGCAACCGGCUGAAGCUGAGCGACAUGUUGGUGAAGCCGCACCAGCGCCUGACCAAGUACCCCCUACUCCUGAAGUCCGUCCUGAAGAAGACCGAGGACCCCAAGGCGCGAGAGGCCAUCGUUGGCAUGAUCAACGCGGUGGAGCAGUUCAUCAACCACGUCAACUCGCGGAUGCGUCACCACCAGGAGCAGCAGCGCCUGGCCACCACCGUCAACCGCAUCGACGCCUAUGAGGUGGUGGAGGGCAGCACGGACGAAGUGGACAAGAUCCUGAAGGAGUUUCAGCGCCUGGAUCUGACGGGCCCGAUCCCCGGGACGUCCCGAGAGGAGACGCGGCAGCUGCUGCUGGAGGGGCCCCUCAAGAUGAGGGAAGGCAAAGACAGCAAGAUGGACGUCUACUGCUUCCUCUUCACCGACCUCUUCCUCAUCACCAAGCCGGCCAAGAAGGCCGAACGCACUCGGGUCGUCCGUCAGCCCCUCCUGAUUGACAAGCUGGUGUGUCGGGCACUCAGGGAUCCAGGAUCCUUCCUGCUGAUCUACCUGAACGAGUUUGGCAGCGCUGUGUGUGCCUACACCUUCCAGACCAGUGGGCAGUCGCUGUGCCGGAGCUGGGUUGAGGCUGUCUGUAACGCUCAGAAUAAGCUGCAGCAGCUGCGCCUGCAGGAGCUCCAACGCAACCAGCGGCUUCCUCAAGUCGUGGAAGCCAAGGCGGUAGAGGAAGAGGAGGAGGAGGAAGUAGAAGGGGAGGAGGAGGAGGAGGAGGAAGGCAACUGGGACUCUUCGGGGGCCAGUUCCCCUCCCACCCUCCGGAAAAGCACCAGCAGCUUGGACUCCCAGCAGUGCCUCUCUGACGGCUCCACCGACACCAUCUCCAUCAUCACGGCCGAGACCAGCGAGGAAUUCCUUCCGCCUUCCUCCAACGGGAGCCAGUUCCUCCCUCCAGUGGAGGAACUGAGCCUCUGCCCGCUCCCCAAUUCCGCCACGCCCUCCUUGGAGGGGGGAGACCGGAUCCCCGACACCCCCAGAGCCUUGUCGAAACCGGAACCCAGCCCCUGCAGUUGCUCAUCGUUCGACAGCGCCUACAGGACCCUCUCACUCGGCUCGCUACACGAACUGGGGGAGCCCUCGCUGCCCCAGGGGGAGACAGCAGCUGCCGAGGAGGAGGACGAAGAGGAGGAGGAGGAGGAUGUCGCCAAGACCGGCUCCCCAAAGCUGCGUCGUCAGACCCCUGUCCAGCUCCUGCCCGCCAAGACCAAGGUGCUGAAGUCCAAAUCCGAAGCCAACCUCGCGCAGGUGCUAUCGCCCUCGCUGUCGCUCAUCCAGAGUCAGAGUUUGUCUGAACUUUCUCCUCCGCUCUUGCUGUCCGGGGCUCCCCCCAUGCAGGAGCCCCAAGGCCAGCCCCUCUGCAGGGCCUUUAGCGGCAGCAGUGAUAACAGCAGCACUUCCCAACUCUCCGAAGCGGAGGAGACGACCUGCGGCUCUCCGGGGUUGAUGGCUGCCGUCUCGAAUGGAGCACCGUCGCCGUGUUGGCCGGAGGACGAGGAGCAGCCUCCGAGCGAGGAGCUGUCAGAGGACCAGCAGGCAUUUUCAGAUCCGCCGACCAUUCAGCACCGGAAGUUGACUCUGGGCCAGCUGUACCGCCUCCACACCACGUUGCUGCUCAACUCCACGCUUACGGCCUCGGAGGUAUGAGAAGUGUCGGAAGAAGAGAACCGAGUGCGAGACAAAGGUCCGGUUCUGCGGUUCCCACCCCCAUCCCCACCGGGGCAUCGAGACCACCCAGCCGCCCCAAAGGGGUGGGCGCAAAGACAGGGCACGGCAUCCCAGACGGGUGCCGCUUCUCUGUAUGUGCAAUCGACGUGUUUGCAGCUGCUGUGCACCCUUGGCCCGAGGACAUGAGAGACAAUGGGAAAGGGGGGGGCAGGAGGGGGGGUCCCCCCCCAGCAACAGUUUCCCAGGAACUUCGGAUUUGAACCCCAAGUUUUACCUUUUAUUUACUAUUUAUUCCUCCGUGUUCAAUCCUCCUCUCUGGACACAAAGGACGGAGAAGGAUAAUUCAAGAGGGUCUCCGCGCAAUGUUUUCUCCGUUGUUUUCCUCACUCGACUCUUCCUCCCCUAAAUGUGGCUUCCUCG
This is a messenger RNA of Pseudonaja textilis, 3675 nucleotides long. It is a transcript of the gene PLEKHG5, whose product is annotated as pleckstrin homology and RhoGEF domain containing G5. Gene Ontology annotation, molecular function: guanyl-nucleotide exchange factor activity. Lineage: Eukaryota; Metazoa; Chordata; Lepidosauria; Squamata; Elapidae. Gene Ontology annotation, biological process: Rho protein signal transduction; endothelial cell migration. The record is from RefSeq and is a predicted model, not a curated record. Gene Ontology annotation, cellular component: plasma membrane; axon; endocytic vesicle.